AUGACGGCCAGAGGCAUCGUGCGCUCCGUGCCGGAGGCGGCUGGUCCCGCUCGGACCUUUCUGCCUUCGGGGCUUUUAGGAGAUGGGAGCUCCUCUAGGGAGGAGAAAAGGGGUGCUGAGGGGCUGCUGGAGUACAACCCCCAUCAAGCCCCAGCCAGCAUGGAAAGUGUGGGGUUGAUGGGGCUUAUAGUCUGCCAGUCCUUGGAGGCCACAUUUAUGGAGGCAGACAGCGGGGAGGAUGAUUGCCGGUUCCAGCCACGGAGCAUCAGCGAAAGCUUUCUGACCGUCAAAGGCGCCGCCCUCUUCCUGCCCCGCGGAAAUGGCUCCUCGACCCCCAGGAUCAGUCACCGGCGCAACAAACAUGCAGGCGACCUCCAGCAACAUCUCCAAGCCAUGUUCAUGCUUCUCCGCCCGGAAGACAAUAUCAGACUGGCCGUGAGGUUGGAAAGCACGUACCAGAAUCGCACCCGGUACAUGGUGGUGGUCUCGACCAACGGCCGGCAGGACACGGAGGAGAGCAUCGUCCUGGGCAUGGAUUUCUCCUCCAACGACAGAGUUUUGGAAGCCGGCCUUCCGCCCGAGCCGUGUCCCCCCGAUGGGCUCGCCUCCGAGCGGUUCCUUCCCAGUUUUUCUCAGCGUGCCCUUGAGCGUCUCAAGCUGGAUCCGCUUGAACCCGGUGCUGCUGGAAGAGAGGAUUCAGGGCUGUUACAUAAGCACAAGGCGGUGGCAUUCCCACCCAGCCAGCCAGCCUGGCUCGGCAGUAGCGUCUGCACGAUGGGUCUGGUUUUACCCCUCUGGAGCGAUGCGCUCAUUCACCUGGAUGGCGAUGGGGGCUUCAGCGUCUCCACCGACAACAGGAUACAUAUCUUUAAGCCAGUCUCCGUGCAGGCAAUGUGGUCUGCCUUGCAGAGCCUCCACAAGGCGUGCGAGGUGGCGCGGAUCCACAACUACUACCCGGGCAGCCUCUUCCUCACCUGGGUCAGCUACUACGAGAGCCACAUCAACUCGGACCAGUCCUCGGUCAACGAAUGGAAUGCCAUGCAGGAUGUCCAGUCCCACCGGCCAGACUCUCCCGCCCUCUUCACCGACGUCCCGACCGAGCGCGAGCGGACAGAACGCUUGAUCAAGACCAAGUUGCGGGAGAUCAUGAUGCAGAAGGACUUGGAGAACAUCACGUCGAAGGAGAUCCGAACGGAGCUGGAGAUGCAGAUGGCUUGCAACCUGCGGGAGUUCAAGGAAUUCAUUGACAACGAGAUGAUCGUCAUCCUGGGACAGAUGGACAGCCCCACCCAGAUCUUCGAGCACGUCUUCCUGGGUUCGGAGUGGAACGCCUCCAAUCUGGAAGACCUGCAGAAUCGCGGUGUCCGCUAUAUUUUGAACGUCACCCGGGAGAUCGACAACUUCUUCCCUGGAGUUUUUGAAUACCACAACAUCCGGGUCUACGACGAAGAGGCGACCGAUCUGCUGGCUUACUGGAACGACACCUACAAAUUCAUCUCCAAAGCAAAGAAGAACGGGUCAAAGUGCCUGGUCCACUGCAAGAUGGGGGUCAGCCGGUCGGCCUCCACGGUGAUCGCCUACGCCAUGAAGGAGUACGGCUGGAACCUCGACCGGGCCUACGACCACGUGAAGAAGCGCCGCACCGUCACCAAGCCCAACCCCAGCUUCAUGCGGCAACUGGAGGAGUACCAGGGCAUCCUCCUCGCCAGCAAGCAGCGUCACAACAAGCUCUGGCGCUCGCACUCCGACAGCGAUCUCUCGGACCACCACGAGCCCAUGGGAAAGUCCGGGAUGGAGGUGAGCAAGAAGGAGAUCACCACCUCGGCAGACCGGAUCUCGGGGAACAAGGCCUCCCACUGCCACCCCCUGUCGGGGUCUCCAGGGCUCCCCACCAGCACCCCGAAAGAGCACCUGUGCCAUUCCAGCCCCGGCGCCCUGGGGAAUCUCUGCAACCCGGACAAGGCGAUCCAGCGGGAGAUUGCGCCGAGGGACUACCGUACGGAGCAACUGGAGGACGAGCUGAACCUCAACAACCUCAACGGGGGCCCUCCCGGUUGUCCCUUGGACGAGACGGGUUUUCCUCUGGACAACGGCAGCGCCGUCGCGGAUGCCUUGCGGCGGCGGCCGAGCGAGGAGGCCUUAGGGGUGCCCCCGGCGAGCUUCCCGGACCUGACGGUGGAGGAUUUGGAAAAGGACGCCCUCCUCAAGCCCGGAGACGGGAGCGUCCAUUUGGUGCCCAUGGAAGAGCUGGAGUCUUGCCUGCGGGAUGCCUCCGGCCGCCCCUCGCCCAGCCCGCCACCUUCCGCCCCCCGGCCCGAGGAGGCUGACUUUGGGGCCGACCGCAUCGACUUCUUCAGCGCCUUAGAGAUGUUUGUGGAGCUCUCGCAGGACAGCCGGCCACGGGCCUGCUCCCACUCGAGGGCGGAGGAACAGGGGGGUGGCGGCAGCAGCGGCAGCAGCAGCGGGAGCCGGAACAGCCUCUCCAAAGGCACCGUGCUGGAGCUCUCCCCCUCGGACCCGCCGUCCACCGAAGACGCGCCACGGAACAGCUCGGCGCGCAACUCCCCACUGGCGUCGGAGGAAUCCUCCUUGGAGGAGGAGCAGCUCAAGCUCUCAGAACCGGAUCGUUCGGGCGGCCUGACCCGCUCCCACUCGGAAAACGCCGUCUCGGUGAAAGAGAUUGUCACAGAAAUAGAGUCGAUCCACCAAGGGGCCGGGCAGGGGCCGGUGAGGACGGACGCCUUGAACAACCCCAUUCUGGCGCCCAAGAGAAACACCGUCCACGAGCUGCCUGCGGAGUCAGUCUGGACCUGGGAAAACAAGCUUGGGAAAACCGAGCCUAAUGAGGGAGGCCGCUCUGUCCUGAAGGAGAACCCCAAGGAGCCUUUGAAACCGGACCCAGACGUCGCUGUGAUCCUCCAGGAGCCGACGGAGGCUGAUGAAGCCGGGGAGCUGCCGGAAGACCUGGCAGAAAGCCCUGGGAACCCUCGGCCGAAAUGGUGCCCGGGCUCCGUGCGUCGGGCCACCCUGGAGUUCGAGGAGCGCCUGAGACAAGAGCAGGAGGCCCCCCACGCGUCCCCCAUCGCCACCCUUCCCCUCCGCAAAAACUCCAGGCAUGAACCCUCGUCCCCGGAACUGCCUGCCAAGGGCAGGACUGAAGACCCGUCUCAUGAGCUCGUUCGGGUCUCGACGGAAAAGGAGCCCUCAAGAGCUGGGAGCACCGAGACGGGGAAUGGUCCCGACCCACUCGCCAAAAAGCCUUCCUCCCCCUCGGGUGACGACAGCCCCUCGGUGGAUCUCACGGGAUCGGCCGACGAACACCGGACGGCCAUGUCGGCGGAAAACCGAGAGAAGAUUCCUCGGCCCGGCCACCGCCCCCACCUCCUCCUCCCAAAACGGAUUGAGAUCAUUGAGUACACCCACACGGUCCGGUCGCCGGCGCUCUCUGGUGCGGGCGGCGCCCCCGAAGGGUUCGAGGAUACCCUGGCGGUGGCAGUGGAUGAAAACUGCAACGCCACCGGGCGCUCCGAGAGCCCUUCCGGGCCGCCGGACAGCAGACGCUCGAGCCAAUCAAUCUUCUCCUUAGGCAGCCCCGACGAGGAAGAGAAGGCGACCAUCGCAGGGACCUCGGCCCAUCCCGGCGCUUCCGGCUCUGCUGGACGAGCGAGGCCAUCGCCUCCGCCUGGCUCGGAUGGCCAGCUCCUCUUCCGCCUGGAGGGGGUCACUCAGAGCAGCAGCAGCUCAGACCCUGAGCCGGCCCUCCUGGGGGGCGGUUAUGCCGGAAACGGACGGUUUGCCUUUGAGGAGAGGGGAGGUCUCCUGCGCCGGCGGAGCGAGGGCACCUUGACACACUGGAACCGAGAGGACUUGGAUGUGCCUGAGACGUUAGGAGGAACGGGGGCUGAGCGGCCCCCGGAGACCCCCGCCCCGUCGUCCCUGUCCCGCGGCCUUCUCCACAGCUCCAGCAGCGACAGCCUCCGAGGCUCGAGCGGAGCCUCCAGCGUAGUGAAGCGCCGCGCCCAGGAGUUCGAUGCCCGGAUCCGGCAAGCAGGCCUCACCACCCCUUCCCUGAUGAAACGCUCGGCCUCCUUAGCCAAGCUGGACUGCCUGGACCUCUCGAAAGAGGACUUGUCCGGGAGGCAAGCGGCCGCCGCUCCCGGCACUGAGCCAGCAUCUCUGGAAUCACUGCGUACCCUUUUCGCCCCCAGGGAGCCUGGCGCCCGGGGCCUGGCAUCUCUGGAAUCGCUGCGUACCCUUUUCGCCCCCGGGGAGCCUGGCGCCCGGGGCCCGCCCGCUCCCCCCACCCUGGCACUGGAUCCCACCAUCUCCUCGCCGCUUCUUCGGGUGCCCCAGCCGACGGCGCAUUUAGUGGAGCAGCUGAAACUCACCGAGUGCAUCGCUCUGAGCCGACCCGUAGAGAGGCCGCCGGCGCAGUACGCCCGAGAUUUCAACUCGGCCCGGCAGCUUCUGGAAGCGACAUUGACUAGCGCUCAAGCGGCCGGGCUGCCCAGGUCAGCGGCGCCCGACGGGCCCCAGUGGCUAGCUCUGCUCCCUCGGUAUCAACACAGUAGAACUCGACCGCCCAGAAGACUGAGAAAAACCAAUGACAGGAAACGAACCACGAAUCCGCUGUACAACACCAUGUGA
Messenger RNA from Pogona vitticeps (central bearded dragon), 4647 nucleotides. Lineage: Eukaryota; Metazoa; Chordata; Lepidosauria; Squamata; Agamidae. The record is from RefSeq and is a predicted model, not a curated record.